Messenger RNA from Porites lobata, 612 nucleotides. NCBI's taxonomy places the organism in Eukaryota, Metazoa, Cnidaria, Anthozoa, Scleractinia, Poritidae. The record is from the annotation of a GenBank genome assembly.
GAAAAGCUUUGGUUGCCCGCAAGCUAUAUCCGAUCGAAAACGACUUGCUCCGUUUAUUUUAGUAAUAUGCAUCAACAGAAUCCUGCUCCUCCGACAACAAUUGUUAUUCCCUGCGAGAAAUGUGCUCUGAUUUUCUUCACGACUAUGUUUUUGCUCGUUGGUUUUAUCUUGACUAUGGUUGGAAAUUUGGCGAAACCUUUCUGUGACUUCUGUAAAGAAGACAUUCGUGAGACGGAGCGCCGAAAUCUAAAAAAUUGUCGAAUCGUUGGGCCACUUUUCUUGGCGAUCGGCGUUGUGUUGUUGAUUGCUACCAUAGUGUAUUCUCGCAUCCAGAGAAAGAACAAUGCCGGACAAGUUAUAAGCGGACCGAAUACUGGUCAGAUAGGUUCAACAACUCAAGGAGGAUCGGGCAAUGUGACGACCACCACUCAAUAUCCUAGCCCCUAUGGCUUUCACCAGCCGGCGUACGGGCAAACACCCAUGUAUCCACCGGGAUCAUAUCCGCCACCGGUACCGCCCGCUGUAUAUUCGACUUAUCCGACAGGACCAGCUUAUCCUUCAUCGACUCAGUACCCUUUUAAUUCUCCCUAUAAUGUUCAAGCACCAUACCCA